This is a messenger RNA of Photinus pyralis (common eastern firefly), 465 nucleotides long. RefSeq lists its product as uncharacterized. The transcript is spliced from 2 exons. The coding region runs from base 85 to 417 and encodes 110 amino acids. Lineage: Eukaryota; Metazoa; Arthropoda; Insecta; Coleoptera; Lampyridae. The record is from RefSeq and is a predicted model, not a curated record.
UUCUAGAACGACUGUAACAUCUUGUAACACAACAGCUCGCUCAAACAAUGAGGAAUUGUGACACAAAGAGAGAGUAAUUGCUCCAUGAGCUAUACAAUCAUUACGCAAGCCUUUUUAAAACAACCUGAAACGCUGCAACGGCCACAAGCCCGCGAAACCUCGAACGAGAUGAAGAUAGGCGUAAUACUCUUCUCUAUCCUCGUCUUGGGCGCCAUUUGUGAGCGCGGAGCCCAAGAAGCAACAACAGAAGAUGGCGCUGGCGGCAGUUCUGAAAACCAAACCGAAAACGCAACUCCGGCUCGUAACAGAACUAUGGAAGCGUUCAAUAAAGUGAGGGAGGGUGUAAAACUGAAGCGGGCUAUGGAAAAGGGCACCAAUGGUUCUGCGAGCAGUCCAGAGGCCCCAAAAUUGUACUGAAUCUCGUUGUAAAAAAUCAAUGUGUAUUAAAGUGCCUCCUUCCAUGUC